UUAGUGUUUAGCAUGAAAUAUUUACCAUCCGGAGUAUAUCUGUACAAGUUUGUGAGCAGUGUGUACCGUACUUCGAGAGAACGUCUGAAGAUAAAACAAAUAGAACUCGAAGAUUUAGUUUUAGAGAUCGCGAUGGUGAAGACGAAGCAGGUGGUCCGCGAGACGGAGUGCACGCAGCUGCUGGCGCUGCAUCAGCGCGAGGCGGUGCGCCUGCGCGACGUGCGCGCGCGCGUGCAGGCGCUCGUCGACGGCGACGACGCGCUGCGCAAGCUGCUCGACACCUUCGCCAUUGAGAGGCCUAGCUCCUUGGGACAUUAUACCAGCGAUCAAGACUUUAACUUGAUGGAUCUCCUGGCAUUCGAUAAGAAUGGAUUAGCAGACAGAACAAACGAUAGCGGUGAUGACCCCAGAGAAGAGCCCGUCUCCGCGAAGAGCGAAUACUCAUCGGUGAGUGAAGCGGAAGUUGAGAAGGACUGUCGGAUCAAAAUCAUUGAAGUGACCAACGUCUACAAAGUGGCGUAUCUCAAGCACUACAUUAAGCAGAAAAGAAUCCGUCGAGGUAGCAAACACGCUUUGUUAAAGAAAAAGAUGGCAAACAUCAAGAAGUUGUUGGAGAGCUGGCAAAACGCCCUCAACAUGGUAAUGAAGGACCACCAAUACAUACUGCGGCAAGACCGUGACGAGACGCCGGAGGACAUCAGCGCCUCGCGGCCACUCGACUCCGACACCGACAUCGACGACUACAGCCCGGACUGGGAGCAUCCUGGGCCUUACAAGAACCACUUUCGGGAGCCUGAAACAACCGAAUGUACAGAUGACUACCCAUGCCACGAGUACAACAACAAAUAUUACGGAAACUGCUACGAGGAGACCAAAAGGUCGGUGUAUGAAGAACAAGAGUCGAGGUGCGAGCCGCAGGACGCGCCGUGCGAGCGCGCGCCGCUGCCGCGCCUGGUGGAGGAGACUAGCAGCCAGCUGCUCGCCUUGCAGGACCUCACUCUCGACAACAACGAUUCCUCUAACGAACUCCUCGCGGUUUAAUUUUUGCGACAUUAAAAUUGAUUAAUGA
Cydia splendana is the source of this 1069-nucleotide messenger RNA. RefSeq lists its product as uncharacterized. Lineage: Eukaryota; Metazoa; Arthropoda; Insecta; Lepidoptera; Tortricidae. The record is from RefSeq and is a predicted model, not a curated record. The transcript has 6 exons. The coding region runs from base 13 to 1041 and encodes 342 amino acids.